Molecule: messenger RNA, 2187 nt
Organism: Naegleria fowleri
Lineage: Eukaryota; Heterolobosea; Eutetramitea; Acrasida; Naegleriidae
Exons: 1
Coding region: 1-2187 (728 amino acids)
Source: RefSeq, a predicted model, not a curated record
AUGUCACUUCCGCCCCUACAAGCAAACAACAAUAUUUCUCAACAACAACAAGAGCAGCAGAAUGAUUUCUCCCAAGCACCAAUUUUCCAUGCUGACGAGUAUUAUUACCAUUCCGAACCACCAACAACAACAACAACUACAACAAACACUUUCAAUCAAAGACGAAGAAGACGAAAGUCAUUCACAUUUCACAAAAAGUUUGCAUUUCUAUCAUCGCCUUCCACACCGGAUUGGCUUGGACGGGAUGUUUUUAAGAGUUUUCUAACUAACAUGAAUUCAACAAGUCAUUCUUCCAUGAGUGGUGGUAAUAGUGACAACAACAACAACUCUUCAAGUUGCUUUCAAUUAGAAACAAAUCAUCAUGCCACUCCACAUCAUCCAAACAUUAGCAAUGGUCACCACGAGAAUCACAACAUUGUGACCAGACCAAAUUCUUCUGAAAACCUUAACCAUACACAAUCAGCAAGUGGACCCAGUCGUGCAAUCAGAAAGUCAAGUCCCUCCACGAACAAAUUAAUUUCAACUCCUCUUAAAAUUUUACCUAAAAGUAGACCUUCGAAAAGUUUCAAUUUCAUUGAUGAAGCAUUGGGAGAUCGGUUCGUCUUUUAUCAAAUUAUGGCCUUUCUUCCAAUGAGUGCUUGUUUGGGAUCCGCACUCGAUUUGGCAACCUUAUUUGAGUUUGAAAAUGCAAAUCAUUACACACAUUCGAAUGGAAUGUCCUCUUUGUCACAACCUCUCACACGAAGAGACAUUUAUCAACGAUUUGAAAAUGGAAGUAGUUUAUUGAAUUGUAUGCUCGUUCACUCGAGAUGGUAUCAAUUACUCAACGAUGAAGUAUUUUACAAAAUUAUUGUGACUGAACAAUUUCCAAAAUAUUUUGAAAUGUAUUACAAAUAUCCAGGUGGAAGGACCUUGCAAGAGGUGGAGGUGUAUCAUUGCUCAUCCUUUUUCGAAUCGAAUUCUGUCACGUGUCAUCAAAAUUCAAAUUCUUCCUCCACAGACAAGAUUCAAAAAAAAACCUUCCCUCAACAAGAAAUCUCCUUCUUCGAACCUCAAUGGAAAAUGAUUUUGAUAGAUAUUCUUACCGGAAUGUGUUGGAGUCCAUUCAUUAGCCGAGAAAAAGAAUAUUGCUACUUUCAUCCAAAUACUUUUUUUGCAAAAGAAAGUCGAUGGAAAUCAUCUCCUUCUUCACUCAAUCAUCAUCACUUUUAUCAUGCUCCAAAUUCUCCCAAUCCUCAUUUGAAUAUGACAACGACAACGACGACAACCUCGAUGGAUUCGAGUCGCUGCUUUUCACCUCCCUUCAUGCAUCCAAACUCUUCGUCAUUCCUGAUGAUUUCCAGCUCUGGAGGGCCCUCCUCAACCAACUCUUCAUUUCAUCUGAACAUGUCUGCGGUAUCAUCAUCUUCAGCAGAUUUAACCGUGACCACCUCUAACACAUUCUACACCUUUCCAAAACGGGGAGGAGUGGUGUGUGAAAAUGGAAAAGUCAUUAAGGCACCCAUUGAACACAUUCCAAGACUUAAAUGUACUUAUCAAUUGUUUCGAAUGAAUAAGCCCAUCUUGUGUGACAUGAAUGUUGAAUUUCAAAUCGUGGAAGAACGAAAUCGAGAUUUCAAAUCUCGUAUACAUGAGGACAAUUUUAUUUUGUUGGGAAUUGUGGAUAGUGACUUGCUCUAUUCACAUGGUGAUGUUGUUGGAACUCCCACACAAACAGCUCUUGUGAAUGAACCCAUGAGUGAAACGAUUUCUGCAAAAUUCAACUAUCUUGGAGUUUACAACAUUCGAUCUCGAUAUUGUGGAAGAUCCAGAGAAGUGGAAUUGAAUUUAGGAUAUGCCAGCAAUGGAUAUUUAUGUUAUUCAACAAGUAAUGCUGGUUUAUUUUAUGACAAGUGGAAACCAGGAGAUUUGAUCUCAUUUGAAGUGACAGGAAUUAAUCACUUCUCGCGAAAACGAAAAAGAGAUCGAAAGAAGGAAUACGCCCAAGUACUCAUUCGGCACAAUGGAAGACAUGUGACAGUCAUUGAAGAUUUCAUGUUAUUGAAUGGUCCUAUUUCCAGACAAGACUCGAUCACACCAUUUCCCAAGCUCUAUUAUUUUGCAUGCAAUUUUUAUUAUGGAGGAAAUAUGUUGAAUUCAAUGGCCUAUCCCAGUGGAGUGAAGAUUCAUUCUAUUAAGUAUUUGUAA